AUGACGGCCGCUGGAACUGUGGUGAUGACGGCCGCUGGAACUGUGGUGGUGACGGCCGCUGCAGCUGUGGUGGUGACGGCCUUGUUUGAACUACGGAACCAGAACCGUGUCGACCAUGGCCAUAACCGUGUCGACCGUAGUCAGAACCGUGUCGACCAUGGCCAUAACCGUGUCUACCGUGGCCAGAACCGUGUCGACCAUGGCCAUAACCGUGUCGACCGUGGCCAGAACCGUGUCGACCAUGGCCAUAACCGUGUCGACCGUAGUCAGAACCGUGUCGACCAUGGCCAUAACCGUGUCGACCGUAGUCAGAACCCUGUCGACCGUGGCCAUAACCGUGUCGACCGUAGUCAGAACCGUGUCGACCGUGGCCAGAACCGUGUCGACCGUGGCCAGAACCGUGUCGACCGUGGCCAGAACCAUGUCGACUGUAGUCAGAACCGUGUCGACCAUGGCCAUAACCGUGUCGACCGUAGUCAGAACCGUGUCGACCAUGGCCAUAACCGUGUCGACCGUAGUCAGAACCGUGUCGACCAUGGCCAUAACCGUGUCGACCGUAGUCAGAACCGUGUCGACCAUGGCCAUAACCGUGUCGACCGUAGUCAGAACCGUGUCGACCAUGGCCAUAACCGUGUCGACCGUAGUCAGAACCGUGUCGACCGUGGCCAGAACCGUGUCGACCGUGGCCAGAACCGUGUCGACCGUGGCCAGAACCGUGUCGACCGUGGCCAGAACCGUGUCGACCGUGGCCAGAACCGUGUCGACUGUAGUCAGAACCGUGUCGACCGUGACCAGAACCGUGUCGACCGUAGUCAGAACCGUGGCCAGAACCGUGUCGACCGUGGCCAGAACCGUGUCGACCGUGACCAGAACCGUGUCGACUGUAGCCAGAACCGUGUCGGCCGUGGCCAAAACCGUGUCAACCGUGACCAAAACCGUGUCAACCGUGACCAAAACCCUGGAAAUCGACAUUGA
This is a messenger RNA of Procambarus clarkii (red swamp crayfish), 975 nucleotides long. Its product is annotated as tropomyosin-like. The record is from RefSeq and is a predicted model, not a curated record. Lineage: Eukaryota; Metazoa; Arthropoda; Malacostraca; Decapoda; Cambaridae.